AUGGCAGAUGGAAGAGGAAAGUUAGAGUUGAUUCAGGAAAAAACUACCAGGUCUGGCAGAUCCUUUCGUCCAGAUACUGGGGCGCAGCGAAGAGCUUCAACAUCUGGUCCUUCUGGACCAUCUGGAUUAUCAGGGGCUGCACCUCUACAAGUUAAACCAAAAGGAAUGUCGUCUGAAGACGUUUUAGCUCUGGCACUAGGGAAAAUUAAUGAAUCUUUGGAAAACCUAAGUAAACAAGUAGCUGAAACAAAUAAACAAGUAGCUGAAGCAUUAGUUAAAAUUGACCAAAAUACUACAAGUAUUAAUAAUUUGGGACAAAAGGUGAACACCAAUACAGAGACUAUUGAGAAAUUGUUACAGGAAUCUGCUUUGACCCGAAAGACAGCUGAAGAAGCAAAGGACAUAGCAACUGCUACUGAAGAGAAGAUACCACCGAUAUAUAGGCAACUCGAGGACCACAGGUUGACGUUGUCUAUGAUUGAAUUGAAGGAAAAACAAACGUAUUUGGGAAUCAGGGCUGUACCUGAACUUGAGAAAGAUAAUUUGAUUGACUUUCUUACGCAGGUAUUUGCAGAUUUCUGGCAACAGGAUUUGGGGGAGGAAGAAUUCAAGAUAGUGAGCGCAUUCAGGCUUGGAAGAGGAGGAAGGAGGAACAAGGUGAGAGACUGUUUGAUUACCCUUCGAACAAAAGAGGAGAGAGACAAAAUCUUGAAUCUGCACUUCCGAAAGACUUUGGAAAUACAUGAGUCAAGUGUGGAGAUAUUUAAGGACAUUCCAAAACAUCUUUUGGACUUAAGGUUUAACUACGGAGACCUGGUUGCCCUGCUGAGAAGUAACAGAAUCAUCUUUAGGUGGGAAUUUCCCCAAGGCCUGUCCUUUAAAUAUAAAGGAAGAAAGAUAAAAAUAAGAUCAGUCGAUGACAAAGAUAGAUUCUUGAAAGACCACGGAGAAGACUUACAGAAAGAAGUGGAAUCUGGAGAAGAGCCAAAAGCACUGGAAAGAGGAAUAUUAGAUAUAGCAAAUUUAUCUUUUGGAUUGCAUGGUUCAGAGAAAGUGACACCACCGACAGAACAAGAACAAACACUUGGUGCAGUUGGAGGUAAAGCAAAGUAA
Messenger RNA from Podarcis lilfordi (Lilford's wall lizard), 1113 nucleotides. The record is from the annotation of a GenBank genome assembly. Lineage: Eukaryota; Metazoa; Chordata; Lepidosauria; Squamata; Lacertidae.